CUCACCCCCAAAUCGACAUUUCUUCCUCCUCGUCAACAAACCCAACCCCAUGUACCCCCAGUUGUUGCCGCCGACUCCAGCUGCUGCCGUCGCUUCCAACCACUGCUGCCUCCGCCUUUGCCGCGCGUAUUAGUGGGAAAAAGCUCAUAUUCAACCUUUGAGGUAUCUUACCAGGGACCUGUUCCACCAUGGGUGAUUUUAGCAUUCAGAUUAGCUCCAAUCUGGUUGAUAAGCUUGUUCAUGAUGCUGAGAAGUCAAAGAGAAAACCCAGAAGAACUAAAAUUAAGGUACCACGAGAACCUCAACAGCCCCAAACGAAGACAAACCAGAAACAGGUUUCUGAUGAUUCUGAAACACUCAAGGGGACAGGUGCUAAAGGAUGGCCUCUUCAGCCUCCUAUAUUCGUGCCUGUAACCCCUCCUUCACAAUCUACCUAUGCGGAGUUAGAUGCUAUCAGAUCUGUUCUUCAAGAGAGCAGCAAGGUUCUGGAGCGGUUGCAGAAGCAGGAGGAGAAUAUGGUGCAGGAAGUGACACAAAGAGCAAAGGAACUUCGUGAUAAGGAGUUCAAGCUUCCAUUCCAGAAGCCUAUGCCCUGCUUAACGGAGAAGGAUGCUUGCUUGGCUUGCUACAAGGAGCAUGCCAACAACCCUCUGAAAUGCGCUGGUUUUGUCAAAAGUUUUGAAGAUUGUGCUCGCAGAAUUAGGCAGCAAGUUGAUAUUUUGAGGAAUAGAGUUUCACUUAAACUAGAUUAUGGGAAGGAGGAGAACUCAUCACAAGUUAGCCUUAUUGUUGCGUUAGUAGCAGGACAGGUGUUUGAUGAAAUGUCUGAGAAAGCCAUGAAAAUUGUGAGGGAAACAGGAAUUAAGAAAGGAUGA
Molecule: messenger RNA, 875 nt
Organism: Prunus mume (Japanese apricot)
Lineage: Eukaryota; Viridiplantae; Streptophyta; Magnoliopsida; Rosales; Rosaceae
Product: copper ion binding protein
Source: RefSeq, a predicted model, not a curated record